UAGCAGAGGUUAUAUUAGAGAUAAGGCUAUAGUUAUAAGGCUACUCUCUCUAGGAAUACUUUUAACUCCUAGGAUGCAGUUAUUAGCGCUAUUAACCAAUGCAUUAGUGCUAUUAACCUUUUAUAAAUAA
Messenger RNA from Fusarium pseudograminearum CS3096, 130 nucleotides. RefSeq lists its product as uncharacterized. The annotation marks the transcript as partial. The transcript is spliced from 7 exons. The record is from RefSeq and is a predicted model, not a curated record. Lineage: Eukaryota; Fungi; Ascomycota; Sordariomycetes; Hypocreales; Nectriaceae.